UAAACUAAAUAAUAGGAAUAAUGAAUAUCUUACAAAUAAAAUUAAAAAAAAAAAAAAAAAAAAAACUAUUUUGUGGUGGCUGAGUCUUUUGGUUUGUACCUGAGUAACAACUUGGUUUCAGUUUGAUCUGUUAACACACAAGAAGAAGAAGGAAGCACGUUUGAUGACGGAAAUCGUUACAUCCUCCGUCAUAACGUCGUCUCUGAUCUUCCGUCACAAACCCUAACCCCUCUUUAAUGCCCACUCAAGACUCUCCCUCCCACGCGCCCACGCGCCACCACUUCCCUUACUCCUCCUCCACUCCCUACUACUACCGGAAGGACCGAGAGGAAUGGAACGACACGGCGAUCGCGUGUCUGUUGGAGGCGUACACGGAGAAGUUGAACGAGCUGAAGCGCGGCAACCUCCGCGGGCGCGACUGGGAGGAGGUGGCUUGGGCGGUGGCGGAGCGGUGCGGCGGUGGCGGAGAGGGGAAGCAUGAGAAGAGCGUGGAACAGUGUAAGAAUAAGAUUGAUAAUCUGAAGAAGAGGUAUAAGGUGGAGCUUCAGAGAAUUGGGAGUGGUGGCAUUGCCACUAGUCACUGGCAUUGGUUUAAGAAGAUUGAAACUAUUGUUGGCGACUCUCUCUCUGUUAAAACUGUUUCUGAUGAUGACAAGGCUGGUGCUAGUGGUGGUGGUGGUGGUGGUGCCAAUUCCUCUUUUAUGGCUAGACAAACCAAGAACGGCAGAUAUGCACCUAGCAAUGCUGUCAUGGCAAACCACCUAAAGACGAAACCAGCAUCGAAUGUAAAAUGGCGCAGAGUUUUGUUUAAAAUUAGUGGCUCUGCAUUGGCUGGAAACUUCCGGAACAUUGACCCCAAGGUGGCAAUGCAGAUUGCUGGGGAAGUGGCAACAGCUUGCCGCCUUGGUGUGGAGGUGGCCAUUGUUGUUGGUGGUCGUAACUUCUUUUGUGGAGAUACAUGGGUGUCUGCUACUGGGCUGGAUAGACCUACAGCAUACCAAAUAGGUAUGAUGGCAACAGUUAUGAAUUCUAUUUUGCUUCAAUCUGCUUUGGAGAAGUUGGGUAUUCAAGCACGUGUUCAGAGUGCAUUCUCAAUGCCAGAGGUUGCUGAACCAUAUAGCAGGCAACGAGCUGUUAGACAUCUUGAGAAGGGAAGGGUUGUCAUAUUUGGUGGCAUUGGUGCUGGCACCGGAAAUCCACUUUUUACGACAGAUACAGCUGCAGCUCUCAGAGCUUCUGAACUUAAUGCUGAUGCGGUUCUGAAAGGUACUAAUGUGAAUGGUGUUUUUGACUGCCAUCCCGAUAAUGAUAAUGUAACACUUGAUCACAUUUCCUUUAGGGAAGUUGUUUCUAAGUCCAUGGAUAUGAUGGCACUGACAUAUUGUGAAGAGAAUGGCAUACCUGUUGUAGUCUUCAACAUGCUUGAACCCGGCAAUGUUUCAAGAGCAUUAUGUGGAGAUCAAGUUGGCACUUUGAUCGGUCAAACUGAUGGCUAAUCGUGUACGAUUGCUUGUAUUUAGUUACUGGAAUAAUCAUUUUGUCAUUUAAACAUAUGAAAACCGAUUAAAUUAUAGAACCUACCGCUUCUCCAAGCCUUUCUUGUUCGUUUAAACACGAGCUAAUAAUGCGGCUUAGAACAUCCACCUUCUGGUGUACUCAUUCAACCCAUUUCAUCAGUCAAGUCUAGGAUGACAAUGGGUGUAAUCAGAAUACUACUAGGACACUUUACUUUCAUUUAAAAGCAAUGUAUAUAUUUAAAGAAUAAUAUAAUUUUUUAUAAAUGAUUUAAUAUCU
Messenger RNA from Cajanus cajan (pigeon pea), 1794 nucleotides. The record is from RefSeq and is a predicted model, not a curated record. Lineage: Eukaryota; Viridiplantae; Streptophyta; Magnoliopsida; Fabales; Fabaceae.